AUGACCGGCGACAUGGAAGGACACUCUGGCUGGAAAUUGCGGCACAUUUUCAAUCGCAAGGUGAAGCAGGCGGACGAUGUUUCAAGCAAAGCCACAGAUGACAUUGACUUUGACUUGAACAUUAUCAACACAGAGAAGCCCACGGAUUAUGCUCAGUUAGAGACGUUUCAUAGGGCUGUAUAUCCAGUCAUGUUACUAGCGCAAUGCUUUUCACUCAUGCCUUUAACCAACAUUUGGCAGCUGAAUCCACGUCGCAUGAGAUUUAAAUUCAAAUCGCUGCAAAUGCUUGUCACCAUUGUCUUUAUGGUGGUCACCUCUGUUUUACUUGUCAGCAUGCUCAAGCAUUUAUUCAAGAUUGGCAUUACAGCUAAGAAUUUUGUGGGUCCUGUUUUCUUCACCUUUGUAGAAUGCGCUUGUAUUUUGUUCAUUGAUUUGGCUCGUAAGUGGCCUGCUUUGAUGCGGCACUGGACACGCUUGGAACUGAUCUUCAACAAGCCACCUUAUGAGAUGCUGCCCACGAACUUGAUGCAACGCGUGCGUCUGCCUGCUGUUAUAAUAAUAAUUUGUUCUAUAAUUGAACAUUCUUUGUAUCAAGCCUCUGCAAUUGUGAACUUUGAGCAACGCAUUAUAAUCUGCGCAGAGGCUCAGAACACAACUGCGGACACGUCUUUCGAUAACUACAUACUGCACAACUAUGAAUAUGUGUUCCAGGUGAUGCCUUAUCAUCGCAUCACAGCUGUCUAUAUAUUGCUCGUUAAUGGCACCUGCACUUUCAUUUGGAACUACAUGGAUCUCUUCAUCAUGAUGGUCAGCAAAGGCUUGGCCUAUCGCUUCGAGCAGAUCUCCAUGCGCAUUCGCAAGCUGGAGCACGAAGAACACAUCUCGGAGUCCACAUUCAUCGAGAUUCGCGAGCAUUAUGUGCGCAUGUGUGAGUUGCUGGAGCGCGUGGAUAAUGCGUUGUCCAGCAUCAUUUUGUUAUCCUGCGUGAAUAACUUGUACUUUGUCUGCUGUCAGCUGCUAAACAUCUUCAACAAACUGCGUUGGCCCAUUAGCUAUGUGUACUUCUGGUACUCCACACUUUAUUUGGUGGCACGCACCGCCUGCGUCUUUCUUACGGCAGCCACCAUCAAUGAUGAGUCAAGGAGUGCACUCGGAGUAUUGAGGCGAGUGUCCACUCGCAACUGGUGCGUCGAGGUGGAGCGACUGAUAUUUCAAAUGUCCACACAAACCGUUGCUUUGUCCGGCAAGAAAUUCUAUUUUCUCACUCGUCGUUUGCUCUUUGGUAUGGCUGGCACAAUAGUCACCUAUGAGCUGGUGUUGCUGCAAUUCGAUGAACCAAAUCGUCGCAAAGGAUUGUUGCCCUUGUGCGGGUGAUAAAUUGGCAACAUUUGCAUUGGCAAAUUGCCAUUCGUCAUGGCCGGCCGACAGGUGCCGCAAUUAGCCUUAAAUUGUAGUAAAUACUUACUGGUGAAUUGUAAAAAACAACCACGCCCCCAUCAACAUCAUGCUUCAUACACAACUGUCAACUUGUCGCAAGCACACGCUUCACUCAUAGUUCAGUUUUGACCAUGCCACAAGGCGAAGCUUUCUAUCGCGCUGUUUCGCAAGGUAAGCCAGGGGUUAAUUAACAAA
Messenger RNA from Drosophila nasuta, 1632 nucleotides. RefSeq names its product gustatory receptor for sugar taste 64a-like. The transcript is spliced from 7 exons. The record is from RefSeq and is a predicted model, not a curated record. Bases 1 to 1374 code for a protein of 457 amino acids. Gene Ontology annotation, molecular function: sweet taste receptor activity. Lineage: Eukaryota; Metazoa; Arthropoda; Insecta; Diptera; Drosophilidae. Gene Ontology annotation, cellular component: membrane. Gene Ontology annotation, biological process: sensory perception of sweet taste; detection of chemical stimulus involved in sensory perception of taste.